Molecule: messenger RNA, 1799 nt
Organism: Prosopis cineraria
Lineage: Eukaryota; Viridiplantae; Streptophyta; Magnoliopsida; Fabales; Fabaceae
Product: 4-coumarate--CoA ligase-like 9
Exons: 6
Coding region: 110-1741 (543 amino acids)
Molecular function (GO): CoA-ligase activity
Source: RefSeq, a predicted model, not a curated record
UCGUAUUUGGCGACUCUCUCUCUCUCUCUCUCUCUCUCUCUCUCGCCACUGAGUUCGAACUCUGAAUCCGGAUUCCAUAGUGGUCUUCACUCUCCAAGCUGAGCUUCCCAUGAAGAACUUCGAUUCAAAGAGCGGUUUCAGUUCGGAUUCUAGGACCUUCCACAGUCUCAGACCCCCUGUUCAUCUUCCUCCUCCUCACUCUCCUCUCUCGGCUUCACACUACGCUCUCUCUCUCCAUCUCAAAUCGCCCUGGUCUGACUCAGUCACCGCCCUCGUGGACUCCGCCUCCGGCCACCGAGUUUCCUUCUCUGAGUUCAUCCAUUCCUCACAAACAUUAGCUUCCAAUCUUCAAUCUCUAGUACGCCUCUCCAAAGGCGACACAGCCUUUGUAUUAUCCCCCAACCUCGUUAAGGUUCCGAUCCUCUACUUCGCCCUGCUUUCCCUCGGCGUCGUAGUCUCUCCGGCUAACCCAAUCAGCACACCCGCUGAGAUUUCCCACCUCUUUCAGCUGUCGUCACCGGCCAUUGCCUUCUCCACGUCGUCCACAGCGCACAAACUUCCGCACAACCUGCUGCGACUCGGAGUCAUACUUCUCGACUCGCCCGAGUUUGACUCGCUGAUGACGACGACGACGACGAAACCAGCGGUCCCGCUCGUUGAGGUGAGCCAAUCGGACUUAGCUGCCAUUUUGUACUCUUCUGGGACCACCGGGAAGGUGAAGGGAGUGAUGUUGACUCAUCGGAAUCUGAUAGCGUUGGCAGCGAGUUACGACGCCACUCGCUCUCAGAGAGAAAGGCCGGCAGUUUUCCUCUACACGAUACCAUAUUUUCACGUGUACGGCUUCACGUACAGUCUGAGGUCGGUGGUUUUAUCGGAGACGGUGGUGUUGAUGGAGAGGUUCCGUAUGGAGAAGAUGUUGAAGGCAGUAGAUGAGUUCAGAGUGACUCACCUAGCGGUGGCUCCACCGGUGGUGGUGGCUAUGGCGAAAGGAGAUGUAACGGACGGCUACGAUUUGAGCUCGUUGGAAGGCAUCGCUUGCGGGGCGGCUCCGCUAGGAAAGGACGCCGCCGCGGCUUUCAAAUCGAAGUUUCCCAGAGUCGUGAUUGUCCAGGGCUAUGGCUUAACAGAAACAACGGCAUCGAUCUGUCGAACAACAGGAGAAGCAGAAACGAUUAAAACAGGAACAACGGGGAAGCUAAUAGCAGGUGUUGAAGCCAAAAUUGUGGACCCUGACACUGGACUAGCCAUGUUUCCUGGACAAGAAGGUGAACUUUGGCUUAGAGGACCUUCUAUAGCGAAAGGGUAUGUAGGGGAUCCAGAAGCAAAUUCGGCGACUUUUGUAGAUGGGUGGUUGAGGACUGGAGACUUGUGCUACAUUGACCACCAAGGCUACCUUUAUGUUGUUGACAGGCUCAAAGAAUUGAUCAAAUACAAAGGAUAUCAGGUGGCCCCUGCGGAGCUGGAGAACUUGCUUCAUUCUCACUCACAGAUCAAGGACGCUGCGGUUAUUCCUUACCCUGAUGAGGAAGCAGGGCAGGUGCCGAUGGCCUUUGUGGUGAGACAGCCUCAGAGUUCACUCAGUGAAGCCGAUGUAAUUGAUUUUAUCGCCAAACAGGUUUCAGCGUACAAGAAAAUAAGGCGCGUAUUAUUUGUGAGUUCCAUACCAAAGAAUGCAGGGGGGAAAAUUUUGAGGAAAGACUUGAGUAAAUUUGCCCUCCAUCAAUCUAUAUCUAAAUUGUAAUGGAAUACUUCAUUUCAUUCUGAUGGCAAAUUUUAGAGCUAAUUAAAUCUACUUUUUA